This is a messenger RNA of Patella vulgata (common limpet), 3224 nucleotides long. RefSeq names its product DNA-binding protein SMUBP-2. The transcript is spliced from 17 exons. The coding region runs from base 116 to 3196 and encodes 1026 amino acids. Lineage: Eukaryota; Metazoa; Mollusca; Gastropoda; Patellidae. Gene Ontology annotation, molecular function: zinc ion binding; ATP hydrolysis activity; RNA binding. The record is from RefSeq and is a predicted model, not a curated record.
AGUUAUCUUUCCCAGUUAUGACUGGAAGUGGUGAAAUCUUAUUCAUGUGCUGAGUGAGAUUCUUCUUUCCAUUUUAUUUCAUGCAAGCCUUUAAUUUAAAUUCAUUAUUCUGAAAAUGACUAGUUUGGAAAACUUUGUAUCGAAGACGCUUGAUCUGCUGGAAAAGGAAAGACAAACAGAAAUCGACGAGACAAGACUUUUAACAGAGAAAUUACCAGCAAAAGAAUUACAGAACCGUGGGGUAUGUUUACUCAAACUGCGUCUAGCAGAGAGACGAUCAGGUCUUUAUGGACGAAACAUCUCAACCUUUGAACCCUUUUGGUCUGGUGCAGAACUACCCUCCCAUAAUUUGACACCAGGUGAUAUUGUUGGAUUAAAUUUAUCACAAGGUGAAGGUCAAGCAGACUGUUUGGCAUCAGGUAUUGUGUCAAAGAUCAGUUCUUUACAGAUUAGUGUAGCGUUCGACGAAACAGCAGACAUUUUCUCAUUGGAUGAUGAUGUUCAGUAUAAAUUAACAAAACUAGCCAAUGAUGUUACAUAUAAAAGAUUGAAAGGUGCCUUGAAGGAUCUAAAUAAAUACACGUCUGGUCCUGCAGGAAAUCUCAUUAAUAUACUAUUUGAUGUGUCGUCUCUAUCACCACCAAGUCAAGGCUUUAAUAUUGAAUUCUUUAAUGAGAAUCUGGAUGAAUCACAACGAGAAGCUGUACGAUUUUCUCUUUUACAAAAAGAACUAGCUGUAAUACAUGGACCUCCAGGUACAGGUAAAACUACCACAGUAAUAGAAGUUAUAUUACAAGCUGUUAAACAAGGUCUUAAGGUAUUGGCAUGUGCCCCAUCAAAUAUUGCAGUAGAUAAUCUGGUAGAAAGAUUGUCCAGUUACAAAAAAAAGAUUGUUAGAAUAGGUCAUCCAGCACGAUUAUUACCCUCAAUACAACCAUACGCUUUAGAUGCUAUUGUGGCCAAUAGUGAAGAAACAAAGAUAGUUGAAGAUGUACGAAAAGAUCUUGACAAAGCUCUGUCUAAAAUGAAAACAGCAAGAAAUAAGGGUGCUAGACAGGGUUUGAAAGAAGAGGUAAAAUUACUACGUAAGGAAUUGAGACAGCGUGCAGCGACAGCUACAAAAGAGAUUCUAACCAAAGCUGAUGUCGUAUUGGUAACUUUAACAAGUGCAACAGAUGACGGUCCACUUAAAUUUAUAGAUAAAGGCCAUUUUGAUUUAGUCGUUAUUGAUGAGAAUUCACAGGCUUUAGAAGCUGCAUGUUGGAUUGCCCUGUUGCGUGCUCCAAGAUGUAUUUUAGCUGGAGAUCAUCAUCAGCUUCCACCUACAAUUCUCUCCAAACAGGCGGAAAAAGAAGGCCUGGGUGAAACAUUAAUGGAACGAGUUCUAAAGACACAUCGGGAUGAAGUUGUGCGUAUGUUAACUACUCAGUACAGAAUGAAUGAAGCCAUCAUGCAAUGGUCUUCUGAUCAACUUUAUGAGGGAAAAUUAUCAGCACAUGACUCUGUUAAGUUUCACUUACUAAAAGAUCUACCUCAUGUAAACCAAUCAGAAGAGACAGAAAUUCCACUUCUGUUAAUUGAUACAGCAGGCUGUGACUUGUUUGAACUGGAUUUACCAGAAGAAAUAUCAAAAGGAAAUGAAGGUGAAGCUGGCAUUGUAGCCAGUCAUGUUGAGAAGUUGGUAGGAUGUGGUCUGAAACCAGAUGAGAUAGCAGUUAUUGCCCCUUAUAAUUUACAGGUAGAUAUAUUACGCGGUCUGUUAUCAAGUAAAUAUCCUAAGUUAGAAAUAAAAUCAGUGGAUGGAUUUCAAGGUAGAGAGAAAGAAGCUGUCAUAAUUACUUGUGUUAGAAGCAAUUCUAAAGGUGAUGUUGGUUUUCUAGCCGAGAAUCGUCGUAUGAAUGUGGCUGUAACUCGAGCCAGACGUCAUCUUGCCCUUAUUUGUGAUACAGAGACUGUUAGUCAUGAUAAGUUUCUAAAAACUAUGGUGGAAUAUUUUAAUGAAAAUGGAGAGGUUUGGUCGGCACAUCAAUACAUAGAAGCUGGUGAAAUUCACCAAGUGACAUCUCAUCCUAAGAAACAAGUACAGGCUGGUCAAGAACAAAAAAAGACUGAAAAGAAAAAUAAAGAUAGAAAAAUACCGAGUAAAAAUACAGAAGAAGAUGACAAAAAGAAAGAAGAAGAAUUUAGAAUUAAAUUAGAGAAGUUUAACAGCGAUAAGACUAGAUCAGUUUUAUCUUUUCCUUCCAAUUUAAAUUCUCAUGAUCGGCUUUUGAUACAUCAGAUUUCUGAUGCAUUAGGUUUAGUACAUUUAAGUAAAGGUGAUGGCAAAGAUCGGUAUAUUGAAGUUAAAAAAGAAAACAAGAAUCAUAAUAUAUCAACUGAUAAAACUGAAACAACGAAAUCAACUGGAAUAAAUGAAGAGACGAAUUCAGAAAUAAGUGAUCAAAAUGAAAUACCUGAAAUGGAUGAAAGAACAGAAAAGGGAAAUAACUCCACCAUAGUGGAAGAUAGCUCUGUAAAAGAGGAACAUUCUCAAAAUAAGGUUGAAAUUUCUGUAAGAAACAAGAUGGAAGAUGAGAAGGUGUUGGAUGAAAAACUUACUGUAAAGAAUAAUGUAAGCUUACGAAAGCCAAGCGAUAAAAUAACCUGUCUUCGUUGUAAUAAGGAUGUUAUUCCUGCUAAUAUAGAAUUACACGAACUUCAUUGUUAUCGUCAGCUGAAACAACAACAAACAUCUCAAAGUGCCUCAAUUAAACCUGCCAAGAAGAAAGAAAAAAAUUCUAAUCAUAAAGUACUUACCAAAAAAGAAAACAUUAAUUUAAAUCGAACAAGUAAAGCGUUGGAAAAAGUCGAUCCAAAUGAUUUAGAUGCCUUAUUAGAAACUGUGUCCAAACUUGAUAAGCGUUGUGCCUUUCCGAAAUGUAAAGAAUUAACUUUGACUUUAGGUCAAACGUGUGACUUUUGUUCAAGCAGGUUUUGUUUUCAUCAUUAUAUUCCUGAAGUACAUGGUUGCGGUGAUCAGGCAAGAUCUGCCGCUAGAAAAACCCUUGUACGCGAAGGUGUAAUUUAUCGCGGUAGUGGAGUUCCAGAUAGAAAACCGGAUCCAGAGAAGAAAGCCCAUUUACAAAAGAAAUUAGACAAAAGACUUGAGGAUUUAUCAUCUAAACGGUUGCACAAAAAAUCUUCAAAUAAAUAAAUGAAUAAAUAAAGUAAUUUAUGCAAAG